AUGUCUACUCAUAUACAGUCUAUCCCUUUUAUAUCGGUGCUUAAAUUCUCCACACCUCGCCCGGAUUCAGAAGUACUAUGUGAAGGCGAAUAUAUUCCAAAAACCUGCCGUACAAAAAAGAGCAUAGAAACUACUGAUCGUGAUUUAACAACAAAAGCUUUUUUGCCGUUUGUAAAUAAACCUUUAAAUGUAAAGCUUUUGAAAAGUGUUUCAGUUAAAAAUUUUUCAUUUACAAUGAAGCCCAGAGGCUCUGUUUAUGACUCAUCGCGAAAUAUAAAAAAAUCGGGUGAAGCAAUGCGGAUUGAUAAAAAUAGUAUUAAUUUUAGCAUAAAGAAAAAAAUCCAAGAAUUCAAUAAUUACAAGAAAGAAAAAUCUAAUGAAAUAGAAGAGUAUAAAAGAAAAAUUAGCUCCCCCCCCUCCGUGAGUGAACAAAAAAAAUUUUGUUCACUCACGGAGGGGGUUAAUUUUUUUUUUUAAAAAAAAUUAUAUAGAAAAUAUUUUUUUUUUUCGAAAUUUAAAAAAAAUCCUAAUUCGCAAAAAUUGCAAAGCAAAUAUUAAUUUAAUUUGUAAAUUUUAUGUUUUAAAAAGCAAUUCGUUUAAAAUUAAAUAGAAUUAUCUCUAGAUUUCAUUAUACUAAUUAUCACUUAUAUAUCAAAAAUUUUUUUCUAUAAAAAAAUUUUUGUAUUAAAAAAAUUUUUGUUCACUCACGGAGGGUGGUUUUUUUGGGCAAAAAAUAGCGAUUUUUCUAAUGGUUUUGUUCACUCACGGAGGGGGGGGGAGUAAGGAAACUGAAAAGCAGAAGGAAAAUAUAAGAAAUAGAAUUAAAAACUAUGAAAAAAUUGGAAAUUUUAUUAUAAAGAUGGUAGAAGAGAAAAACAAUAAUUCUGAGGAUUUUGAUAAUAUAAUAGCAAUGAUUGAAAAAAUUAAGCCAUCCAAUAAUAAAAAGCAGCCAGAAUUCAAUGAGGUAACAGCUGAAUUGUGGGAAUUAUUUCAAAAAUUUGAAGGAUUUUUUAAAGAAAGCAAAUAG
Molecule: messenger RNA, 1027 nt
Organism: Blepharisma stoltei
Lineage: Eukaryota; Ciliophora; Heterotrichea; Heterotrichida; Blepharismidae
Source: the annotation of a GenBank genome assembly